AUGGCCAACGCAAUAGCAGCAGCAGCCGCAGCAGCAGCCGCAGCAGCCCAUCAAGCACCACCAGUCAAUCCACCAAGGGCUUUUAAGCCUUACGGCUCACCACCACCGUUCGACCUGGAAGCUGAACGCGAUUCCUUUCCGGUAUGGGAAGAAAGAUGGAACAUCUUUUUGGCUCUGUCCACAAUAGAUGAAGUACUCGACGCUGCCGCACGCCCCGCCUACAAAACGAACCAACUGAAAUCGUGCCUGUCAACCGCUACGUUGCAGGCCGUCCUAUCAGCGGGGCUUACGUCAGCCCAACUGGCAGACCAUCUUGAAAUCAUCAACCUUCUCCGCACCCGCUGCAACGCCGGUCGAAAUCGGCACGUAUGGCGACACCAGUUUGCGUUAUGCUUCCAGCUGCCCAAUCAAUCAGCGGAUAACUGGUUAUGCAACCUUCGCGACAUCAGCCGCAAAUGCGACUUUGGAUCAGACUGCUGUGCCCGCUGCGAACCAACUCGCAUCUUGGGCCAACUGAUUUCCGGCGUAGCAGACAACACAGUCCGCAUCAAGCUAUUAGAACUAGGUGACGCACUUACCCUCGAUCAGGCCGCGUCACUUCAACAAAGCGACCACGCUAUCAACGCUAUCCGACGCUCCGCUUAUAAAUCCAGCAAGUCACCAACACGCGACGACAAACAGACACGCUUUGCAUCGGACAACAAGUCUCGCGGCCGUACGUCAGCUCCAUGCCGAUAUUGUGGCGGGCCCCGACGACACGGCACAACUCAGUGCCCGGCGUUCGGGAAAAUCUGCGACAAUUGCGGAAAAGACAAUCACUUUGCAUCGGUUUGUGAGAGCGAACCCAAGAAGGUGGGUAGCAUUCACGUUCAACGAGUGGCAGCGAUCACCGAGGAGGAGUCAGUGGCCAUUAGCAUCGCGGCCCAUCCAAAUGGGCCAACAGUGACCACCCGAGGGCUACCAGACACCGGAUCUCAAUUAGAUGCCAUCCCACACUCUCUCUACCGUAUUUCAUUCCCAGAUAUUCCACUCCGCCCAGGGGUUGCAGCUCGCACCGCCACGGGAAACGCUAUCACUUGCGUCGGAUCAUUCGCCGCAACAGUCGAUUGGCUAGCAGAUGACGGGGUGUCCCGCCCGGUCGCCACCACCCUAUACGUGCUGGAAGACCUACAACAGCCAGUACUCUGCUCAGAGACUCAGAGAAAACUAGGCAUGCUCCACUCCAAAUACCCGCACGCCCGCAUCAACCACAUAACUUCUAGACCCACGUUCCAGCCAUCGGAGGCGCAGAAAGAAGCGGACCUGGCGUCACUCAUGGCAGAAGCCCCACGCGUGUUUGAUGGAGUCUGUCGGGUAAUGGCUGGACCUCCUUGCCACUUUGUGUUGAAAGAAGGAGCAGUCCCCCUGAAAAUUCGUGGCUCCCGCCCGAUAUCGGAACCACUCCGAAUACCUUUUCGCGACGAACUGGCGAACCAACUCAAACAAGGAAUAAUCCGGAAAGUACGACCGGAAGAAGUUACGCCCUGGAUACACAGGGUAGUCGUCGUCCCUAAGAAGCAGGGCGGCAUUCGCUUCUGCCCCGACUAUCGCCCGAUCAACAAAUUUCUCAUUGGCUCGAAGUUCGACAACCCGACGCCUUUCCAAUCGGUGCGUUCCAUCCCCCAAGGAAUGAAUUUUUUUACGGUGGUGGAUGCACUAAAGAGCUAUCAUCAAUGCGCGCUCGACGAGGAAUCCAUGGCGCUCACCACGUUCUCCACGCCGGAGGGCCUCUACCAGUACACACGCCUUCCCAUGGGAAUAUGCCACGCCGGCGAUGAUUACGGUCGCCGAUUUUCCGACAUUUUCGGACAUAUCCCCAACACCGCCCGCUGCAUGGAAGACCUGGUAAUAUAUUCGCGCACCUAUGAAGAACACGUCGACCUGCUACGUAUCCUUUUUAAAACGGCCAACGACAACAAUGUAUCAUUCAACAAGAGAAAAACGGUCUACGCCAAAACAACAGCUAUCUUCGCUGGCUACGAAAUCUCAGCGAACGGAUUCCGGCCCAACCCGGAACUUACACGAGCCAUCCGGGAAUUCCCCCGGCCGUCCAACGUCACAGACCUGCGUUCGUUUUACGGCCUUUGCCAACAAGUGGGGAAUUUCAGCGACAAGAUCGCGGCAGCUUUGGCCCCGUUAUCUCCACUUUUAAAGAAGAAUAUUGCCUGGGAGUGGUCCGCCGAUCAUGAACAAGCAUUCGGCGCCGCCCGCAGUACACUAGCCAUCGUUCCAGACCUCGCCUUUUACGACCCGGGCCAUCCAACAUCCUUAGCAGUCGACGCAUCUCUGUUAAACGGCCUUGAAUUUAUCUUAAAGCAACAAAACGAGUCUGGUACGUGGCACGUCGUGCAAGCUGGCUCCAGAUUCCUCCGUCCGCCUGAAACGAGAUACGCCAUGAUAGAGCUGGAAUGCCUGGCCACAUCUUGGGGCAUGAAACAAAGCCGCCAAUUCAUAGAAGGUCUCCCCAAUUUCGACUUGGUUACAGAUCACCGCCCCCUAGUGCCGAUCCUCAACGACUACGCUUUAGACAAGCUCGACAACCCGCGGCUCCUUCGACUACGUCUUCAGAUGGCGCGAUACAAUUUUACCGCUCGGUGGGUGCCGGGAAACUGCAAUAUCGAGGCCGACGCUCUCUCGCGUUCACCAAUUUCUCCAGGCACACCUGCGGACGAGCUUGGGGAGGGACCCCAAACAUUCACGGCCAGGAUCGCCAUGAUCGGGGCCAUCGCCGAAUCUCCCGCCACAAACAUCGACAUUACGCUUGAAAAAGUGAAACUAGCAGCCACAGCAGAUCCAGUAUUAGUGGCGCUGCGCACCACCAUACGGGAAGGUUUUCCAAACGAAAAGAGCAAUCUGCCUCUCGCCCUUCGCCCGUACUGGGACGCUCGCCACCAACUCGCCAUAGACGACGCCGAUGACAUGCUCGUUUAUGGCGCACGCAUCGUCCUUCCACGAUCCAUGGUGAAAGAAACGAUCCAGACACUUGUCGGCAUGCACCAGGGCGCCUCAAAGAUGCGCCAACGAGCCAGGCUAUCGCUCUACUGGCCCCAUAUGGACGUCGAUAUUGCCCACGCUGCAGCCUCAUGCGAAGAAUGCGUAAGCCAACUUCCUUCUUUACCGGCGGAAUCCCUGCAACACCACGAACCAGCGACUCGGCCGUUUGAAUUUCUUCACGCGGAUCUCGGCGAGGUAGAAGGCCGGCACUUCCUGGUCAUAGUCGACCAGUUCAGUGGUUGGCCGGCCGUCAUCAUGUUCGCAGACAAAAACACACUCGCCCGGCGUCUCAUCAACGCGUUCCGUACAUUCUUUACGGACACCGGGGGAGCCCCAGUAAAGAUUUAUGCUGACAACAGCCCAUUUGGAGCAGCCGAACUCCAAUCUUUCCUGCGAGACUGGGGCGUAUCAUUCGGAUCUUCCUCCCCCCACUAUCACCAAUCCAACGGCUGGGCGGAAGCGGCCAUAAAAUCUAUGAAAAAGCUCGUCAUCGGCUCCAGAACCGGGGGCCAACCGGAUCCGGACAAGCUGGCAAAGGCCAUUUUGCUAUUCCGAAACGCCCCGCGUUAUGGUGGGGCCUCCCCGGCCCAGCUAGUGUUCAACCGGCCCAUCCGUGACAGCUUGCCCGCCCACCGACGAUCCUUCGCCCCCGAGUGGCAGAGAGCAGCCGACGUUCUGGAUCAGCGGAUGCAUCGCGCAUUGGCGCUAACAACAUCCCGUUAUAACGCCACCGCUCAUCAUUUAGCCGCGUUCCCGCUUGGCGCUCAUGUGCUCGUGCAGCAUCACGCGACAAAGCGAUGGGACACCCCCGCCGUCGUCGUAGAGGUAGGCGACAACCGCGACUACAUCGUCAAAACGGAAUCAGGACGCCUAUACCGCCGAAACCGCCGCCUACUCCGCCAACGCAUGGUGGUCAUGCCGGGAACCGCGGUACCGACGAACGUCCCAGCCCAAAUCGCCCCAGCUCCAGCCCCGGAGCCAGACAUCGAGCAGCACCAGAGACAACAACGUUGGCCCAGGAACUACGGCCCGGCAACUCGACGUUCAGCCAGAACACACAGCGCCCCGCUUCGCUACCCGGUCUAG
This is a messenger RNA of Daphnia magna, 4119 nucleotides long. RefSeq lists its product as uncharacterized. Gene Ontology annotation, molecular function: nucleic acid binding. The record is from RefSeq and is a predicted model, not a curated record. The coding region runs from base 1 to 4119 and encodes 1372 amino acids. Gene Ontology annotation, biological process: DNA integration. Lineage: Eukaryota; Metazoa; Arthropoda; Branchiopoda; Diplostraca; Daphniidae. The transcript has 2 exons.